Oppia nitens is the source of this 801-nucleotide messenger RNA. RefSeq lists its product as uncharacterized. The record is from RefSeq and is a predicted model, not a curated record. Lineage: Eukaryota; Metazoa; Arthropoda; Arachnida; Sarcoptiformes; Oppiidae. Gene Ontology annotation, cellular component: nucleosome. The coding region runs from base 155 to 658 and encodes 167 amino acids. Gene Ontology annotation, molecular function: structural constituent of chromatin; protein heterodimerization activity; DNA binding. The transcript has 2 exons.
GAUUUCAACGAUUUUUAUCUAUAUUUAUAUUACAGUCAAUSAAAUCAUUCAUUCAUUCAUUCAUUCAAUUCAUAAGUAGUGUUAACUAACAGUUAUAAUAGUGUUGACCAUUGAGUGACCACUUCAUUGACCACCAGAUUAUUUAGUCGAAGCAAUGGCCCGAACAAAGAAUCACAGACCGAACCGAUACCCGAAUCCACACGAGAGUGUGUUGACCAGCAAACGAUCGUCACAGUCGUCCAGUUCGGGAUCRAGUGGUAUUAAACAGCGAAACGUUGGCCGCAAAAGCCGAAACCGAUUGCAAUUGGCCCGCAAGUCGACAGCCAAASCUCCGCGACCAGUACCAGGCGAUCGUCACUAUCGUUACCGACCGGGCGAACGGGCCUUACGUGAUAUCCGUAAAUACCAAAACUCUACCAAUCAUUUGAUAAGACGAGCGGCCUUUCAACGGCUCGUCCGCGAGAUAAUGCAGGACGUGAUCGACGGCUUUCGGUUUCAGUCGACAGCUUUGUUGGCACUACAGGAGGCUUCCGAAGCAUAUCUGGUCGGACUAUUCGAAGACAGCAAUCUGUGCGCUAUUCACGCCAAACGAGUAACAGUAAUGCCUCGCGAUAUGCAUUUGGCCCGAAGGAUACGCGGAGAACCAUCAAUCGGGUAGAUAAUAGAGGGGACAGUCAGCUAAACACAAUAUUCCGUGAUAUGAUAUACUAUAUGUGAGAUUAUCAAUAACUUGAGUGCCAAUACUUUUGUGGUAUAAUUUAUAUAUAUUUUUAAAAUAAUUCAUUCAUUUUCAUAUUUGUA